AGCUAAAUUCUCCACAGCUAUCUCUUCCCUAUUCAUCUUAUGUUCAUGAUCAGAAGAUUACAACACCUCCCAAGCAUUCUGUAAGAAAGAUAAAUGGCACUAAGCAAUAAUGUCAUCGGAGCCAUCAACUUCGUCGCCAUGCUCCUCUCAGUGCCGAUCAUAGGGGCGGGGAUCUGGCUGGCGACAGAACCGGACAACUCUUGCGUGAAAAUCUUACAAUGGCCUGUGAUCAUACUGGGAAUAUUGAUCUUGGUCGUAGCACUAGCAGGCUUUGUCGGAGCGUUUUGGCGAAUCCCAUGGCUCCUUAUUUUGUACCUGGUCGCCAUGCUUGUUCUCAUAAUAUUGCUCGCCUGUUUGGUCGUUUUCAUCUACAUGGUCACCAUCAGGGGCUCCGGCCACCUUGAGCCGAGCCGGGCUUACUUGGAAUAUCAUCUUGAUGACUAUUCCGGCUGGCUUCGUCGAAGGGUUCAGAGUUCUUACAAGUGGGAGCGCAUAAGGAGCUGUCUUAGCUCAACAACUAUGUGUGCUGAGCUGAGCCAGAGUUAUCGCAUGGCUCAGGAUUUCUUUAAUGCCCAUAUUAGCCCCUUACAGUCAGGAUGCUGUAAGCCACCGACCCAAUGUGGGUACACAUUUGUGAAUCCAACCUACUGGAUAAGUCCCAUUAACACCGCCGCCGACAUGGAUUGCCUGCAGUGGAGCAACGAGCAGACCCAACUUUGCUACAACUGUGAUUCAUGCAAAGCUGGAUUGUUGGCCAAUCUGAAGAAGGAAUGGAGAAGAGCAGAUAUUAUAUUGCUCAUAACUCUUGUUGCUUUGAUAUGGGUUUAUUUGAUAGGGUGUUGCGCAUUCAGGAAUGCUAAAACUGAGGACCUCUUUCGCAGAUACAAGCAAGGUUAUGUCUGAGAGACACAAACACACAUGCAUAUCAACUAGUGUCCUCUACGAUUAUCUAUCUGAACGGUAGAUGAAUGGGACAAAUGAUUAUGAGAAAUUACGCAUGAGAAUCACAUGAUCAGAUAAGUGAUUGGACAAUUUAAUUUUUAUUUGAUCAGGUGAAUUUUAUCAAUAAUCUCUCACAAUCUUCUGCUUAAAUCAUCUACUAUUCGAACAAAUAGUUGUAAACAAUCAUGAAUGAUCCGGGUGACAUUUUGGAUAUUUUUGUAUUAUACGAAGCAUGCACUAUUUCUUUUCUUUGUCGUUGGGUUUGAUGAAAUGAUUAGUGUUGAAAACUGAGCAAAUUUGUCAAAGGAGUGUGCGUGGUUUGCGGAGGGCACCGAAAGCUGAUUGCUUUGUCCAAGUUAAAGUUAUUGACAUGGUUGAGUGUGGAACCCAAGGGUGACUUUUGUUGAA
This is a messenger RNA of Alnus glutinosa, 1350 nucleotides long. RefSeq names its product protein TORNADO 2. Gene Ontology annotation, cellular component: plasmodesma; plasma membrane. The transcript is spliced from 2 exons. NCBI's taxonomy places the organism in Eukaryota, Viridiplantae, Streptophyta, Magnoliopsida, Fagales, Betulaceae. Gene Ontology annotation, biological process: auxin-activated signaling pathway. The record is from RefSeq and is a predicted model, not a curated record. Bases 94 to 903 code for a protein of 269 amino acids.